Molecule: messenger RNA, 774 nt
Organism: Tetrahymena thermophila SB210
Lineage: Eukaryota; Ciliophora; Oligohymenophorea; Hymenostomatida; Tetrahymenidae
Product: gamma-carbonic anhydrase
Exons: 6
Source: RefSeq, a predicted model, not a curated record
AUGAAAUUAUUUAGAGCUUUAACCAAGUCUGGUCUUAUUUAGAAAAUUCGUUAAGCUACUGGAAGUGAGAUUUCCACUGCUACUAAAUAUGGCGAAAAUAUUUCUAAGCAUAGAAGUCUUAUGAGUCUCUAUGACUUACAUCCUCAAAUUGGAUAUCAAUCUUACAUCGCUCCUAAUUCCACUGUCAUAGGUGAAGUUACUAUUGGAAACGAAACUACUGUCUGGUACAAUAGUGUAAUUAGAGGUGAUGUUAACGCUGUUCAAAUUGGUAAUAAUGUUAGCAUUGGUGAAAAUGUCGUAAUCCACACUGCUGGUUCUCUCCCCACUGGCUAACCUGCCUCUGUUGAUAUUGGUCACUAUGUUAUUAUUGGUAGCAAGUCUACUAUUUACAGUUGCACCAUUCAAGACGAAGUUGUUAUUGGCUAAGGUUGUGUCAUCCUCGAAGGUGCUAGAAUUGAAAAGGGAGCUAUGAUUGCUGCUAACUCUGUUGUACCUCCUGGUAGAUUAAUCCCUGCUGGUACUUUAUGGGCUGGUAAUCCUUGCACUUUUGUUAGAAACUUGACUAAAUCCGAAUUAGCUACUAAUAUUGAUCAUGCUAAAAAGUAACUCCAUCUUGCUUAACAACACAGAUAUGAAUAUUUACCCUACAACUCUGCUUACUUACAAAAGAGCAACAGCGAAGAAGAUCUCAAUCCCACCAAAUACGACGACGUCACUAUUAAUUAUAACUUCGGAGAUGAAGAAAGAGCUCAAGAAAAUCCUUUAAAAUACUGA